AUGCUGAAUGGACUUCUAUACCCAGAUGGCUACCGUAGAUUUCUCAUACAGGCAUUUUCUUAUUUGCAGAAUGACUUGGGCGAGUUUUACUAUCAUAUGCUAGAGCCUGCGAUUGAAUCCAUAAAUAUAAAAGAGUUUUCGGUCGUCGAUAAACAAAAUCAUGUCGAAGGUAGCCCUCAUUAUGACGAAUCAGCUGGACAGCAUCACAGAACAGCUCCUGAUGAGAUGCCAAAAGAAACCAGAUAUAUCAUUAGCUCUGGAAGAGCAUCAAUCCGCAAACCAGGUCGAGAAUCUUUCAAGCAACGGAUAAACAAUUCUUUUGCCAUUUUAUUGGAGGAUGAGCAGCUUAAGAACGAUGCCUCCGCUGCCUUAGAUCGCGCUAACAAAGAAUACUGGGUCAAUUUGUACAUAACGAUAUAUAAUUUUUUGGUAGAAAAUAGUCAGAAUGAACGGGAAACGAAAUUGGAAUAUGCCGAAAAUAUCACGGAUUCAGAGAUUUAUAAAAAUGAUCCAUUAGCAAUAUACACAAAUACUGCCAAGGGACCAAAAGGUUAG
Gongylonema pulchrum is the source of this 555-nucleotide messenger RNA. The record is from the annotation of a GenBank genome assembly. NCBI's taxonomy places the organism in Eukaryota, Metazoa, Nematoda, Chromadorea, Rhabditida, Gongylonematidae.